Molecule: messenger RNA, 798 nt
Organism: Sodiomyces alkalinus F11
Lineage: Eukaryota; Fungi; Ascomycota; Sordariomycetes; Glomerellales; Plectosphaerellaceae
Product: 3-oxoacyl-reductase
Exons: 1
Coding region: 1-798 (265 amino acids)
Molecular function (GO): oxidoreductase activity, acting on the CH-OH group of donors, NAD or NADP as acceptor
Source: RefSeq, a predicted model, not a curated record
AUGGCGCCUCCCUCAGGCCUACUGGCCGGCAAGACGGCCAUCAUUACCGGAGGAAGCACCGGGAUUGGCCGCGCCAUCGCCCUCGAAUAUCUCCGCCAGGGCGCCAACGUUGUCAUCAACCACCUCGGCCUAGAGAAGGACCAGCCGCAUCUCGACUCCCUCCUUGCCGAAGCCGAGUCAGCCCCGGGCCGCCUCGCUCACCAGGUCGGCGACAUCCGAGACCCCGCCACGUCCACCCUCCUAGUCGAGCAGGCCGUCCGCCAUUCCGACCGGGGACGCCUCGACAUCUGCGUCUCCAACGCCGGCAUCUGCACCUUCGCCGACUUCCUCGACCUGAGCCCCGACCUCUUCGCCAACACGGUCCGCACCAACCUCGACGGCGCCUUCUACGUCGUCCAGGCCGCGGCCCGCCAGAUGGCCGCCCAGACCCCCGCCGGCGGCAGCAUCAUCGGCGUCAGCUCCAUUUCCGCCCUCGUCGGCGGCGGCCAGCAGACGCACUACACCCCGACCAAGGCCGGCGUGCUGUCGCUGAUGCAGAGCACCGCCGUCGCCCUCGGGAAGCACAACAUCCGCUGCAACGCCUUGCUGCCCGGGACCAUCGAGACCCAGCUCAACGAGGAGGACCUCGCCGACGAGGCCAAGCGCGCGUACAUGGAGAAGCGCAUCCCUCUCGGCCGUACUGGCGUGCCUCGUGACCUUGCUGGCCCGGCCGUCUUCUUGGCCUGCGAUGAGCUUAGCGGUUACGUGACGGGGGCGCAACUAUUAGUUGAUGGCGGUCUCUUCGUCAACUUGCAGUAG